UCCAAGGUGAUCAACUACUGAUUUAUUGUCGCCUUGAUAAAGAAUCCUAUGAUACUGUGUUAUUGUAACAAUCUAAUAUAAAAUAAUGCCAGGAAUCGCAAGUGCAACAGGCCUUUUAGAAGCACGUAUCCGACCAACUUAUCGACCUAAAUCGAAGAAUGUGGAACUUACAGGUUUUAUUAAACCAGCACCUUUUAUUCUUCGUCCUUUUUCUGGUCUCUUUAAUCCUUAUCCUUAUGGCUGUUCUAUAUUGUGUAAUCAUCCAGCAGAUUGUGAAGCAAGAGAAGUUCUCAGACGAGCUAAAGAUUCAUGGGCAAAUGAAGGAAAAACAUUAUUAUUACCAGAAGAAAUGGAAAUGAUUAAAGCGAAUUUAGUAACUGUAGGCAAUAAUGCCGAUGUAAGUGGAAAUACUGGAGUUGAAGUAACUAAUGAUUCUAAUACUGUUCCCGAGGAAUUAUUUCGAAAAUAUACUGAGACUGAUUCGAGACCUUUGACUCCUGCACCUACACUGGCUAGCGGUCCUCCUUUGACAAAUAGAGCGACUCAGGAAGAAUUUCCGGUGGCUUGCAAUUUAAGAGAACGAACUACGUUGAUUCUAGAUCUUAGAACGAAUCCACAAAAACAGAUGGAAAAUGAAACAUUUAGUUGGCAUGCAUUGACUUUAGAACCACCGCCAACCCAUCGAAAAAAUGAGAUUGUUAUAUCUAAACCGACUUCAAGACGUGCGAUAGAAAAUUCGAUUCAUGCAGAUUCGACGAUUGAUAUUCCAAAUGUAGAUGCUUCUAAUGAAUCGAAUUCUAAUAGAAACGCGAUAGAAGAAGAAACAGAAAAAUCAAAUAAGGAUAUGACAAUUGUACGCAGAAGAGGAAAACGAUUACGAAAAAGAAAGCAUAGAAGAGGAUCAGGCUAUGGACAACAAACAGAAGUUCGUGACUUAUUUGAAACAACAGAAACUCAAAUUUCACAUAUAGGAGAUGGAUCUAGAAGAACAUCAAUUCAUACAAAUAAUGAUGAUGUGGAAAAUAUAACAAGCUCUCCUAAGAAAACUUCUCCAAUAAAUAAUAAAUUUUCUACAAUGCUUCCUAGUUUUAUUGAUGCAGAUAUUUUAAAGCAUUUAUGCAGAGAAUUAGACAACGAUAAAGUGGAAGCAGAAUUUUCAAUUCGAAGAAAAAUUGCAUAUGAGGAAGCUUUACGUGUAAAAGGUGAAAAAUAUUUACAUUCAAAACAAUCUCAAAUAUUUUCAAAUCCUGUACUAGUAGAUACACCGCGAGCAUUUUCGCGCCAAACAGCUCGAUUUGAAAUUCUUGAUAGUGAAAGCUUACGUGGAUUAACAAUCUUGGAAUAUCUUAGCAAACAUGUAUUUGUUUCCUUGGGAAGAAAACUUAUUUUUGCUAGAGUUUUCAACAAAUUUCAAAAAGAUAUGAUACAGAAUAAUAAAUAUGUUUUGCCAAAUGACGUUCAUGAAGCUCUUCAAGAUAUGAUUGGGAAACCUAUAACUCAAGAACAAAAAACAUAUUUGAAACUUAUAAUUGGCGAAAUUAAAGAACCCUUAAAUUUUAGAACUUGGUGUGGUUUAUGUGCCGCGGUGGAACGAUUAUUAUGUUCUCUUCCUUUAAAAGAAAUCGAUCCACCUACAUGGCUUGAAAGAGUGGAUUUUGAAACAUUAGAACGAAGACUUAAGGCUAUUAAUGUAAAUCCUAAAUUAGCACAAUUUUUAAGAGAGAUUCGUGACAAAUAAAAUGUUGAAAUGAAAUUUUA
Apis laboriosa (Himalayan honeybee) is the source of this 1758-nucleotide messenger RNA. RefSeq lists its product as uncharacterized. Bases 86 to 1738 code for a protein of 550 amino acids. The record is from RefSeq and is a predicted model, not a curated record. NCBI's taxonomy places the organism in Eukaryota, Metazoa, Arthropoda, Insecta, Hymenoptera, Apidae. The transcript is spliced from 8 exons.